AUGCCCUCGCAUCUGGCGCUGCUGUCGUGCCUGCUGGUGCUGCUCCUCUCCCUCGACAAGUUCCUCCUCCACUACCUCAAGCGCUGGCUCUCCGGCGGCGGCGGCAGCAUAAUCCCCCGGAUCCCGACCGGCGCCUUCAGGCCGCGCUCGCACCGACCCAUGGCGGCCGCCGGCAGGUGGAGCGAGACGGCCAUGCUCGUCAUCGACAUGCAGAAGGAUUUCGUGGACCCGGCUAUGGGCAGCCCGGUGCUGGUCGCCGGCGGCGAGGCCGUGGUCCCCGCCGUCGCUGAGGCCGUCGCCGUGGCGCGGGAGCGCGGCAUCUUCGUCGUUUGGGUUGUCAGAGAGCAUGACCCUUCUGGAAGAGAUGUUGAACUUUUCCGCCGACACUUGUAUUCUGGAGGAAAGGGUCCGACAGUGAAAGGUUUGAAAGGUGCAGAGCUGGCUGACGGGCUUUUUAUCAAAGAAGGUGACUACAAGUUGGUGAAGACAAGAUUUAGUGCUUUCUUUGCGACGCACCUUGAUUCCGUUCUUAAAACACAAGGAAUAAAGAACUUGGUAGUUGUUGGUGUUCAAACGCCAAAUUGCAUUCGGCAGACUGUCUACGAUGCUGUGGAAUUGGACUAUGAGAAAGUUAUUGUCCUUAUUGAUGCAACAGCUGCUGCUAGGCCAGAUAUCCAUUUGGCAAAUAUCAGAGAUAUGAAGACCAUCGGCGUGGAAACACCAACCUUGGAAGAGUGGCGCCGUUAA
Triticum turgidum subsp. durum (durum wheat) is the source of this 747-nucleotide messenger RNA. NCBI's taxonomy places the organism in Eukaryota, Viridiplantae, Streptophyta, Magnoliopsida, Poales, Poaceae. The record is from the annotation of a GenBank genome assembly.